GAAGCUCGCGGCUCGGGCUAAUUCCUAAUCACUCCACAACCUACAGGAAAGGCAAGACUAGAAAAGUAAACUUAGACUCAGAGCUGAUUAAUGGAAUUAAGGAUAUUAGAGAAAUUAAUAAUUGUUUGACGAAGGAAGGGGUCCGAGGAACAAAACUGUUAAAAUCGAUGAUUGUGGAGAUCAUGGUGUUAUUUGAGAUAGAAAUUGGCGAAGUAAAAUUUUUAGGACAAAUGAGCAACUAUUGUCGAAUGGAAGAUUUGCUAUGACCGUGUGCGACAUCUGAUCUAAAGUUGAUUUUUGGGCUAUUUGUCAACAAUGAUCUGCUUCAAUCACUGAAUGCAACGUCUUGAGCUGCCACGCGCUAUUCUAAGAUACAGCGAAUAUUUACACAAGAUAGCCAAUCCCAGUCGAGAUUCUAAUUAUGCCGCUAGAAAUAAUGUGAGGGGCGCUUUUCUCUUUGAGUAACCUAUUGUUAUUAUCAUCCUUACACUCUACACUUUAAGAUUUGAGACGGUGCAAUCUGGCCACGAGUUAUAAUCACUGAUGCUUUAAAAAUCUCACAAUUUAAACACGUGUUUUUAUAUAGUUGUAUUGGAUUCAUCACCACAGAGAUUCAUCAUGGAAGGCAACAAAUCUUUUAGUAUCGAAGCCCUGUUAUCAAAGGGAACUACCAAAACACCUGCCCAGGAACGUCACCCGAUGUCAUCACCCAGGGGCUGUUCUCCCCGACCCUCAUCCUCGGGGUCAAGUCAUCCAGGAACACACAGUCCAGAUUCCAGUUUGUCUCCAACUGGGAUGGGAUUGUCACCUAAUAGUUUUAUACCGCGCCCAGGACUUUUAAAUUUACAGCACCCAUCUAUGUUACAGUCGGUGAGCAUGGGCAUGCAUGGAAUAUUCCCAGGACACCCUCUGUAUACUUAUGGGGGACAGAACUGCUCCCCGUCCCCAGUUCCUCUAUUGUCGAACAGUGCUUUUCAUACUCCGGCCGAACAAGCUUUUAAAUUAGCUCAACUUCAAGGACUGAAUUAUGCAGAAUGGUUGGCAAGGUCUGGCAUGUACAUGUCUAGAGUUGUGGAUUAUCCAGGAAAUUGUGGAGGAGGUGUAGUUGGUAAAUCACGUCGACCUAGAACCGCUUUCACAUCACAACAACUACUAGAGUUAGAACGACAAUUUAAAAUGAAUAAAUAUCUCUCAAGACCUAAAAGAUUUGAAGUCGCCACAACUUUGAUGCUUACAGAGACACAGGUUAAAAUAUGGUUCCAGAACAGACGUAUGAAAUGGAAGAGAAGCAAAAAAGUGGUGAAUGAUUCCAAGUCAAAGGACGAUAAAUCUAAAUCCGACAGUAAAGAGAGCAAACAUUCGGACACAACUGUUAGCGGUGACGAUGACCACGAAUUCGACGAUGCUGAUAUGUCAGACGACGAUGAUGACGUUAAUUCUCAAAACAUUGACGUUACAGAUAUUACUGACAGCGAGGCAGAAGACAGAGCGCGCGCAAUGAUAUGUUUUCCUCAACGAUCUAGUACAGAUAUGGACCAUACAAGUAUAGCACAGGAAGUGAACGGGCGGUGCAAUAUAGUACAAGCGCAUGCAUGAACGAAAAUGUGCGUUUUUCAUGAAUUAUGAAAGUAUUACAAUGAACAAAAUUCGGAGACUAUCGUGCGUUGUUUAACACGGGUUUAUUUAUAUUACUAAGAAGCUAGGCUUCUUGUUGACCAUGAUAGCGGAAUAAUGACAUCAGGAAUUUAUACGGACGGUUUAUAACCAGCAAUAUAUUUUUAAACUGUGGACUUGCCAUACUGUACGCUGUAGUUUAGAGAUAAUUCCGGCCAAAAUGCGCCAUGAUUCGUUUGGAUUGGCUCUAUUAAAGAAGAUUAACAUAGGGUGUCACCCAAGUUUGAGAUUUGUGAAUAUUAACCAAGAUAUAAUGUAUAGUGAAUCAUACUGGGUUCGCCUUUAAUAGACAAUAGGCAACGUUACAUGAUUUUAGAAAACCUGCGUUCUUCGAUUCAAGAAAACUCAUUGGAAACUCAUUCAUUAAACAUUCAUGGCAUUUUAAACUUUUUUCUGUCCAAAAACUGUAGCCAUUCCAAAAUAUCCAGUCAGUGUCACCAAAUGCCGCGUUUCUCAUUUGUAUUUGUGACAGUAUUGUAAGUGUGUCUGAACAGAGGAGAUGAUAAAAUGUCCAAACUGGUAUAAUUAAGUGGAUAGCAUGUGUAAUAACGAUAACCUAAUUUCGUUUCUUUCCUUUUUAAGGUUGUGUAAAAAAGAGAAAUAGCGAAACGAAAAAACAAAAACAAAACAAGAAUUGUAAUUAAAUAGUCUCCCAUCUCUAAUGUUUUUAUACUUCAAUAUAUACAAGCGGAUAAUUCCAUACACCCGUAUUUAAAUAUUUUAUCGAAUUAAAAAAAUAGCAAUUUAGCUGAAGAAGGGCAACUUAAACUAAAGCCACCUCGCCUAUACAUGUAUAUUUAGA
This is a messenger RNA of Patella vulgata (common limpet), 2476 nucleotides long. RefSeq names its product motor neuron and pancreas homeobox 1. Lineage: Eukaryota; Metazoa; Mollusca; Gastropoda; Patellidae. Bases 619 to 1596 code for a protein of 325 amino acids. The transcript is spliced from 3 exons. The record is from RefSeq and is a predicted model, not a curated record. Gene Ontology annotation, biological process: neuron projection morphogenesis; spinal cord motor neuron cell fate specification; central nervous system development. Gene Ontology annotation, cellular component: nucleus. Gene Ontology annotation, molecular function: DNA-binding transcription factor activity, RNA polymerase II-specific; sequence-specific double-stranded DNA binding.